Molecule: messenger RNA, 1050 nt
Organism: Zymoseptoria tritici IPO323
Lineage: Eukaryota; Fungi; Ascomycota; Dothideomycetes; Mycosphaerellales; Mycosphaerellaceae
Exons: 2
Coding region: 43-1050 (335 amino acids)
Source: RefSeq, a predicted model, not a curated record
AGCUGGACAAGCGCUUCUGCAGUCUGAAGCACGCUGCGUUGCAUGUACCAACGCGGACCAAGACGAGAGUGUGCUAGAACCAAAGCAAGAGCGGCCCUUCGGCCACCGCUGUUGUCGUUGCCGAUUCAUUCAUUUGAUUCUUCGGUCACUCGUUUUUGCAAACAACAGCACGCAAAUAUGGCUUCUGCGACUGCUACUGCCACCAUGGCUGCCGCCGGUUUCGACAAGAGAUCAAUCGCCGCUGCGUCUCUUCAGACUCCCGGAUCUGGUACUUUUCCUUCGGAGAUGUUAAGUCCCAUGGCGGCCUCUCCUGGUUUGAAGAGAGAAGAGUCUCUUAAAACGCCCAUCACUCCACCGUCGGCAUAUCUGGACUUUCUCAAGAACAUGUCUCCUGCUGUCAUGAGUCCAGCCUCUGCUACCAGCACUCGAUUCAGCUUCAACGACAAGAGCUUCGACCGAUCGAUGGAGAAGAGCAUUGAUGUAAAGCCAUCGAUUAUGUCUCCGCCCACCUCUCAGCCUUCUCUCUCCCGCAAUACGUCUUACGAAUCGGACGAAACCAACAAGACCACCAGCACAAGUCAAAGUACGCAUUCUACCACCAAAAGCUCACGACCCGAGUCACCCCGGAUUAUCAUACCACCCUCGCCGUUCGCCAAGCCAGCACCACGAUCAGCACGCACACCCCGACGACUGCACAUUCCUCAAUCACCAUAUACACCCGCACUCAGCUCCGCCCACUCCGUCCAAUCGCCAUAUAUCUCAACACCACUCAGCUCGACGCCUUGGAGUGCGUCUUUCUCCACUCGAGAAGGCAACGUCGAUGCCAUCAGCCAACCAGGCAAGGUUCAUGUCCGCCAUGUCGUCACUCGAACGGUGACAUACUGCCGCACACCUCUCGAUCCCGCACCAAAGGGCAAGAGAAGAAAGAUCGAAGUUGAAGUCGGACCAGAAGUGAAGGCAGCUUCGGAGGAGCCUGUCCUCAAGCAAGAGAGGGUCAUUGAAGAAGAGUCCGCCUCUUCGUCGGAGACAUCGGCCGCCGAGACGAUAUAA